Messenger RNA from Columba livia (rock pigeon), 6904 nucleotides. RefSeq names its product phosphodiesterase 9A (gene PDE9A). NCBI's taxonomy places the organism in Eukaryota, Metazoa, Chordata, Aves, Columbiformes, Columbidae. Gene Ontology annotation, biological process: cGMP catabolic process; signal transduction. Bases 4429 to 6036 code for a protein of 535 amino acids. The transcript is spliced from 18 exons. Gene Ontology annotation, molecular function: 3',5'-cyclic-GMP phosphodiesterase activity. The record is from RefSeq and is a predicted model, not a curated record.
CCUGUAGAUGGCUAAAGUUACAUCAGACAAAUUCCACCCGUAGAUUUCACUGAAGUGUCAUGUUGACAUGAACGUUGCCAAGCUGCAUCACUGCCCAAAGGUGUGUGUGAAUCAGCAGGGCUGCGGAGCUCCGGCUGGUGAAAGUAAAACAUCUACCACGCUCCUCACCCUCUGACAGGAACGGCAUUUGAAGGUCUCGGAGGUGCUUCCAUUUUUGCUCAGACUCUCAGCUGAGGUCUCUCAUGUUUUCUUCCCCACACAAGCACACAUACACUUAUUUUCUGUUCUUCUCUUAGAGGACCUCCUACUGCAUCAAACAGAUGGCAUAUUAUUUUUAAUACUACCUAACAUUUGAAGCUCAGAUAAACUGAGUGGUUUUCCAAAUAUCGACUGUUAAUUAGUGCAAGAAAUGAAAAACAGACAGGUAGUUUGGAUAUAGUUGAGCUCAAGCUAUGCUUGUGUCUGAAUUCAAAGAACAAGAAACUUGGAAGAUGUUUAGAUAUGGGACUUCAGGUAAGGCUUCUGUUGGAUAUUGGAAACUAUGACUGAUGUGUAAUUUAUUGUUAUUUUUUGAGGAAGACCUAUUUGCUUACAUGUUUAGAAAUAUUAAUUUCUUUCAGUGAUUUCUACAGAGUGGUAUCUAAAAGUUCUGGAUCCUGUUUACUUUGGAUAUAGAUAACAAAGACCACUGGAGGGACAGGGGAAAUCACAAUGAAAAAUUUCAUAUCAGCGUUCUGCCUUAGCAAUUCAGAAAUCCUCUGUAAAAGCUGCUGUUACAGAAGCAGCAACACUUUUCACCGUCCACGCAAGAUACAUAACUGAGUUUUACCAGACUGUUUUCUAACACACCCUCUUCUGAUCUCAUUAGCGAAUGAUUAUCAUUUUAGAUUGUUUCAACUUGACACUUUCAGCCCUGACUCCAAACAUUGCUCACUGAGCUGAAUGAGAAACAUCACCACAUGCUAAAAAUCUGGAACACAGCAGGUUGAGCUGAGCAAAAGGAAGUAGGACUGGAAACUAAGGGUACACUGGCUUUGAAAAUAUUUCUGCAUUAUUUAUUUAGGAAUUUUAGUAGAGGAAGAGAAAAAAAAAAAAAACAAAGAGACAAUUCAAAUUCUGGGAAGAAAACCCAAUUACCAACAGCAGAUCAGAACAGGAUAACAUCUGGGACAGGGUUUGCAGUUUACAGAGAGGAUUAGCUGUUCUGAGGAUCAAAUAUAGAACAGAAAUUGGAUUUGUAAACUGUGUUUUUACCCAUCCUAUCUGAAAGCAAAAUAUAAUGUGAUUAGUUGUAAAUAGGUAGGUUACAGAGUAUGUGCACAAUGGACCCCUAGUAAUAUCUCCAUCACAGUCCUUAAUAUUGAACUGCUCCACCGAGUAGGAGAGCCAGCCAGAGUGACAGGGCUCUUAAUCUCUGCUCUUUCUGAGAGGUGUUUUUAAAUCCUUGUCCUCAACCAGAGGUGGAUACUAUGGAUUAAGAGACAAUGGCCCCUUAUUUCAGAGGAAGAUGUUUCAAAAAAUGCAGAACUGUAUCCAGGAAAGAAACCAGUCCCACAGAAAUGAGCUCUGGAACCAGGAACCAGGCAUCCCCAUGGAGUCCCACUGUCCUACUUUGCACUCACUGUAUGCUACAUCAAAAUUUAAUUUCCAUUUGAAGAAGCCUCAGUUAUAACUCAUUCUGCUUUUCCCAUCUUUGCUUCUUGUUACUUUUCAAGGCAGACAGAGACCAUUCCCCACUUAAACCAAAAGACUGCUUCUUGGUCUUGAUGGAGACCCACCAAAACAAUCAAACUGAGUGUUCAGAGAAGAUUAGUUUUCCUGUCACUUUUUUCUACACAUGGUAGAAGUUUUACUAACAGUAACAAGGACAGUUCUAUGAAAUAAUGUUAACACUCUAACAGGGGAAAGGAAUUGUUUGCAGAUCAGUUUUGAGGAAUACAUUCUUUUCCUCCUGGCACAAAUCCAAGGGAAAUGCAAUUAACAGGGUUUAUAUGUAGCUGAUUUUCUUCAUCGCAUUUAGUCACCAAUCUGCAGGCUGAGGGAGAGGCCUCUGUUUCCCUUUCCCAUGCAGUGUUAUCAUUACUUUGACUCUGCUUACACAUGAUUUUGGCUCUGCCUUUGCUUUCAGAAAUGACACUGGUAGGCUGUAGAAACUGUGGUCUCCUCUCCUUGGCCUCUGUUAGGCUCCAUAGCUUGGUCACAGUCCUGUCCUAAGCAGUGAUUCUUCUAGCACCAGGCAUUAAUGCAGGGAGUAAGGUGCUGUGAGACAUGCCGUAGCAGUGGCUGGCCACCUAGGUGUAGAAAGAGAGACGUAAGCAAGAGGAUGACUGUGGGUCAGAGACAGAUGAGACAGGUCUGAAGGGAGGUGAAGUCCCUCCGUGCUGACUGUGAGUCUGGAUCAGAUCCACAAGCAUUGCCAGAAAAGUAUCAUCAUGGAGACCCAGGCUAAACAGCAAUGGUUUCAGGCCGUCUGUCCAAGCAAGGACAUAUUCACAGAACUGGGUAAGAUGCUCACUUCUGCAGCUAGUGUCAACAGGGCUACCUGUCAACAAAGCCGUAGGUCAACGGUCUUCCUGGUCAUGGGAGAAACCCUGUGUCCCCAGUGGCUGAAGUGCAGCUGCAAGACCAGCGUCACUAUAUUUGCCCUCAUGUUGCUAAUGUCCCUGCAGUGAUAGUGGACUUCAGGCAAAUAAGAUGCCCAUACUGUGCUGGACCCAUCAAUAGUACACAGUACUGUUCUCCCAUCUCUACAAAAUACAUUCCAAUCAUAUUCCAUCAGUACAGCUGACAUCGACCUAAUUGGGAACAUAAACCUGCAGGCAAUAACAGGAACAAUUGCAUAUUGUUGGGAAAUGUCUGAGGCUGCCCGCUUUGUUCUAGAACAGAAGGAAUUUGGUCAGAAAAGCUCAGUAGGCUGCAAUAGAAGAAAGCUUUAGUAGCAUACGCUCUUUGAUUUAAAAGAAAAAAAAUGCAAACAGCUGAGGACAACCAUCCUGAGAUGAGUAUCAAAGUGCGGUGGGUGAUUCACAAAUCCACUUUUAGCAAACUUAGGUAAAAAUGCCAAGUAUGGAAAGCUAAAAAGCAUGCAUGGAGACAGCUCAUGAUCUAGUAUCUACAGUCUUUGUUUUGCUUCCCACACUUUCACUAUUAUGUGGAGGUAAAAAAAGGAAGCAUUAACAUUUAUCUUCAAUGCACUGAAAGCUUCUGCUGCUUUCUAUGAGUCAGGACAACUUUCUUACCUUUUAUGUUUUAAAAUUUAUUUAUUUAUUUUUCCAUCUUUUCCUCUCUUAUCUGUCCUAGUCAAUAAAAAUUUAUUUCCAGAAUAAGAAACCUGAGUACCUGAAAUAGCACUCCUGCCAUAUCACAAGCCUUUAGUGUCUGUUCAGCUGCAAUUAACACGAGCUGCUCAGUUACUGCAUGUACUGGUUGCUGCACCCUCGAAUACUCUAUCAGCUGAUUUUCACAGCAAUCACACCAGUAGGACGCUGUGUUUUUGCUAGUAGCAGGGUUUCAGUCCUAACUGAACUUGACUGGCUAUGUUUUAUUGCUUUGAUUGCUGCUGUAUUUUAAUAACCAAGGGUCAAUCACUGGGCAAAAUAGGUCUUUAAAACACAAACAGGCAUUAAUCCCACCCAUUUGCCUGGUAGGCAAUUACUAACUACUUCAGUAAUUAAGUGCUUUGAUGUUCUAUAAAUAAAAAUAUUGCCUAAUAUAAUCUCAUCUGGGUUAGCAAACAGGGAAGGCGGGUGUGCACGCACGUAUCAGUCACAGUCACCUCUUUGAGGUGACCAAUAUCGUUCUCUACCACAAAAUCCCUGACACUCCACUCAAGAGUAAGAAGGCUCACCACCAACAGUGAAAACUGAGGUCUGAUGCCUUAGAAUCAUAGAAUCACAGAAUGUCCUGAGUUGGAAGGGACCCACAGAAUCAUCGAGUCCAACUCCUGUCCCUGCACAGGACAACCCCACAGUUCACACCAUGUGUCUGAGGGCUUGUCCAGUCUCUUCUUGAACACUGUCAGGCUUGGGGCUGUGACACCUCCCUGGGGAGCCUGUUCCAGUGCUCCACCACCCUCUGGGGGAAGAACCUUUUCCUAAUGUCCAACCUGAACCUCCCCUGGCACAUAUUCCUGACAUCCCCUCAGGUUCUGUCACUGGUCACCAGACAGAAGAGAUCAGUGCCUGCGCCUCCUCCUCCCCUUGUGAGGAAGCUGUAGCCCCAUGAGGUCUCCCCUCAGUCUCCUUUUCUCCAGGCUGAACAAACCCAGUGACUUUAGCCACUCCUCAUAGAGCUUCCCCUCCAAACCCUUCACCUUCCUUCAGCAUCAGCUUGAGUGUUAGUGCGUUGCAUCCCAGGCACAACAGGACUUAACCAGGCUGGCCAGAUCUUGCAGCGUUGCCCUGACUCUCCCAAUACACCAGGCUGGUGAUGUCCCAAGCUGUUAGCAGGCAUCAGCAGCUCCUUGCUGGCAGAGCAUCCUGCAGGCCCUCCCAUGGCCUUGCCAUUGCUAGCAGCAGAGAUUUGGGUCGACAGCACCGACAUCUCCAGGUGAUCUUCAGUAAAUAUUGCAACUCCAAAGAUAUCAUGGACCUCUUCUGCAUUGCAACAGGGUUACCAAGGAACACAACCAUCUCGCUUUUGACAGCAGACAAUUGCAUGGUAUCCAUUGAUCCAACCAUGCCUGCAAACUCAGAGAGGUCUCCAUACAAAGUGAUACCUGUUGCCACGGGGCAGCUCUCAGAGAAAGAAGAAUUGUUCCAGAAUUUAUUGGGACAGAUUGCUGAGCAGUUCUCCAGGGUUUUUAAAAUCAAUGAGCUGAAAACCGAAGUAGCUAAUCACUUGGCAAUGCUGGAGAAAAAGGUUGAAUUGGAAGGCCUGAAAGUAGUGGAGAUUGAGAAAUGCAAGAGCGACAUUAAAAAGAUGAGGGAGGAAAUGGCAGCAAGAAGCAGCAGGACUAACUGUCCUUGCAAGUACAGCUUUCUGGACGAAAACAAGAGGCCGACUCCCCGGCGGGAUGUACCAUCCUACCCAAAGUACAUGCUGUCCCAGGAGACCAUUGAAGCCCUUCGGAAACCUACCUUUGACGUCUGGCUGUGGGAGCCCAAUGAGAUGCUGAGCUGUUUGGAACAUAUGUACCACGAUCUUGGGUUGGUGAAAGACUUCAACAUCAAUCCUAUCACGUUAAAGAGGUGGUUGCUGUGUAUUCAUGACAAUUACAGAAACAACCCCUUUCAUAAUUUCCGGCACUGCUUCUGCGUGACUCAGAUGAUGUACAGCAUGAUCUCGCUCUGCAGCCUCCAGGAGAAAUUUUCCCAAAUUGACAUCUUGAUUCUCAUGACUGCAGCAGUAUGCCAUGACUUGGACCAUCCAGGCUAUAACAACACUUAUCAGAUAAAUGCACGAACUGAGCUCGCAGUACGCUACAAUGACAUCUCCCCACUGGAGAACCACCACUGUGCUGUGGCUUUCCAGAUCAUUUCCCAGCCAGAAUACAACAUUUUCUCCAAUGUUGACCAGGACCAAUUCAAGCAGAUAAGACAGGGAAUAAUUACCUUAAUCCUGGCUACAGACAUGGCGAGACAUGCAGAAAUACUGGACUCUUUCAAGGAAAAAAUGGAAAAUUUUGAUUACUCAAAUGAAGAACACACAACCUGUCUGAAGAUGAUACUGAUAAAAUGCUGUGAUAUCUCCAAUGAAGUCCGUCCGAUGGAAAUAGCGGAGCCCUGGGUAGAUUGCUUACUAGAGGAAUAUUUUAUGCAGAGCGACCGAGAAAAAUCUGAGGGGCUUCCAGUGGCACCAUUCAUGGACCGUGACAAAGUGACCAAGGCAACAGCACAGAUUGGCUUCUUGAAGUUUGUUCUCAUCCCCAUGUUUGAAACAGUAACAAAGCUAUUUCCAGAAGUGGAGGAGGUGAUGCUCCAGCCCCUUUGGGAAUCCAGGGACCGAUAUGAGGAAUUAAAACAGAUAGAUGAUGCUAUGAAAGAGUUGCAGAAAAAGAAAAGUGAAAGUUUGACCACCAGCAGUACCGAAAAGUGAGACUGAAGGUCUCUGAGCAAAACACAAGCCCUAAGUUUAUUCUGGUUUUGGAAAUGCUGUAUUUGCCAAACAGAUGUGGUGGCUACAUCAAAAUCCAGCUGGGACCAUGAAGGGAAGCCCUGCCUGCACACCUGCCUUCCCAGGCACCUUGUCUACAGCCUGCAGCCUGCUUACACAGGUGUUGCUGCCAUGGGACACCGAAGGCUCCCCUCAUGCCCAUUGCAGCCCCCCAGCAGGACUUCUUCCCCUGCGGACAUUACACAGGUUGCAGCACGGCCCAAAUCUUCAGCAGAUUUGCCUUUUCGGUGACCACGCUUACCACAGUCUGUAGAGACAAAGUGGAAUUUAGCUAAGGAGUCUUUUCUGGAAAAUGAUCCACUGUCAUCCAAAAACAAAAGAAAAACUUGUUUUAUUCAAGAUACUAUAUAUGUAUGUGUACAGCAGUAUGCUAAUUACAGCAUAGCUUAACAGAUGCUUAUAUUCUGACAGGGGUCCUGGCAUAUAUUUUUGUUUGCCUAGGAGGCCCUAAUGACACAUUUCUCUGUAUUAUUCUCUGAAUUUUAUAGUGUUCACAGUACAUUCAGAAGCCCAGCAUAGUGGAUGCAAUUUUUUUUGUUUUCUACGCUAGAAGAAAUCAGAAGAAACCUGAAUGAGUUUGCAGGUUCGCUUUGUGGCCUGUUCCAGCUAGAGUUCACAGGAGCGUUCAGCAUGAACAGAGAAGGGAGCACAAAGCUGAAACCACUGUGCAAGCAUAUUUUUAUCCUCAUGGAUGCAAAAAGCAACAACAAGAAAAACCUUCAAAGAUGUACAGAUUUUUUUUUUUUAACUUUUAAACUGAUCUGCUAAAUAAUAUAUUCUUCUACAGAAA